Messenger RNA from Zingiber officinale, 1202 nucleotides. RefSeq names its product homeobox-leucine zipper protein HOX19-like. The transcript has 3 exons. The record is from RefSeq and is a predicted model, not a curated record. The coding region runs from base 160 to 999 and encodes 279 amino acids. Gene Ontology annotation, molecular function: sequence-specific DNA binding; DNA-binding transcription factor activity, RNA polymerase II-specific. Gene Ontology annotation, biological process: regulation of DNA-templated transcription. Lineage: Eukaryota; Viridiplantae; Streptophyta; Magnoliopsida; Zingiberales; Zingiberaceae.
UAAUUACCAAUACCCAAUUCCUUCCUUUCACUCAUUCCUUUGUUUCCUUUGCCAACAAUCAUAGGUAUCCAUCCCUUUUUCUUCUCUCUCUCUCUCUCUCUCUCUCUUUUUUCCCCAUAUAAAAUAGAGGCAGUGGAGGAGGUUGGAGAGGCAAGCUAGAUGGAUAUGGAUCCUCAAGAUCUUUGUGACGCCGGACUUUCCUUAGGCUUGGCCAUCGGCCAUGGCCGCGCCACCAGCACCGCCUCCACGGCCGAUCACUGUCUCCGCCACCGGAGACGACACCUGCGGGAGUCGGCUUGCCUCACCUUGAGCCUCGGCGGCGGCGCUGACGACGUGCUCAGGGCCAUGCAGAGCAGUACUGCUGAUACAGUGGAAAAAGAGGGCCGGCCGGUGGCUUCCCCUUGCAGCGCCGUGUCUUCAUUCUCCUCUGCCUCCGCCGCCGUUGCCGUUAAGAAGGAGAAGGACGUCGAGGAGGCGGAGAGGGUGUCUAAUAAUUGUAGGGCGAGUGAUGAGGAGGAAGACAAUAGCUGCUGCCGGAAGAAGCUUAGGCUCACCAAAGAGCAGUCUGCUCUGUUGGAGGACCGGUUCAAGGAGCACAGCAGCCUUAAUCCAAAGCAAAAGCAAGCCUUGGCCAAGCAAUUGAAUCUGCGUCCGCGGCAAGUCGAAGUUUGGUUCCAGAAUCGCAGAGCAAGGACGAAGCUGAAGCAAACGGAGGUGGAUUGCGAGGUCCUGAAGCGGUGCUACGAGACGCUGACCAACGAGAACCAGAGGCUGCUCAAGGAGCUGCAGGAGCUGAAGGCCCUCAAGUUCGCGCCGCAACUGCCGCUCUGCAUGCAAUUCCCAGCCGCCACCCUCACCAUGUGCCCCUCCUGCGAGAGGAUCGGCGGCGGCGGCGCCACCGCCUCCGCCUCUGCCACCGCCACCAUCGUAGCAGCAGCAACUCCGCCCAAGUCCGGCCACCGCUUCUUCAACUCCUUCACCCGCUCCGCAGCAUGCUAAUUGCUAAUCCAUUGAAUUCAAUUAGCCAGAUAGCUCAAAUAUCCAUUACAGACUCCUAAUUCAAAUUCUCCUAAACUCCAAGCUCAUAUAUGCUUCAUCCGGUCGGGCUAGUGCAACUCCUCUGUGAUCAUCAUCUUUGUACAGAAAUACAAUAUAUGUUCAGAAAAACAACAGAUUAGAAAGAAUAAAAAAAAUUACAUUAA